AGGUGAGCAUAGUGACUUAAAUUAUUAUUAAUUUUUUAAGUAUAAUUUGAAAGUACCACCAUUGUUGAUUACGUCUUUUAUAUUGUAGGCUAUGAAAAAGAAGUAUUUGCAUGGUCAAAAAAUUUAUCGUUAUCCGGCUGAGGAAUUUCCAAACCUUCCGCGUCCCAAGUAUUGCAUCGAUCACAAUGUUUGGUACGAAGAUCAACUUGGACGAGAAAACCGUUUGAUCGAUGAGGAAGUGGAGGAAGGAUUUGAUGAAACUCAUGAUUUUGCUGAGCAAGUAGCAUUAAGAAAAAAGACACUCUUUGUUUACAAUCUCUCUCCCAACAUAACAAAAUAUCAGAUCUCUACUUACUACAAAAAUGUUGGACAAGUUUGCCGUGUUCGACUUGUUGUAAACCGCAAGGGUGAGCAUGUGGGCUGUGGCUUUGUUGAGUUUGCUUCUGCUGUUGAAGCAAAGAAGGCGCUGCUGUACGAGAGUAGAGCUCUGAAUAUUCAUAUUAUUUCUGACGUGGUUGACAUGUCUCCAUACCCUAUCCGACCCAAGUACAACCUUGCAGAGAAGCUCUGGAGGAACGAAGAAUACCUUCUACUAGAAAGCCUUCCGAUAGAAGGAGAUUAUUUGGAGAAACCGGAGGUGACUAAAUUAUUCUGCGGUAAGAAGAUAACCUUCUCUGACGAUGACUGAUGGAAGAAGAUGAAUAAGCUAAUAGGUGUUUUUAAACUUGUGAUACAUUUCA
Molecule: messenger RNA, 740 nt
Organism: Brassica rapa (field mustard)
Lineage: Eukaryota; Viridiplantae; Streptophyta; Magnoliopsida; Brassicales; Brassicaceae
Biological process (GO): mRNA splicing, via spliceosome
Cellular component (GO): U2-type prespliceosome; U1 snRNP; precatalytic spliceosome
Molecular function (GO): U1 snRNA binding; mRNA binding
Source: RefSeq, a predicted model, not a curated record